AUGCGUAAAGCCCUAAGUCAAAAGCUGCUUCUUCCUCGACAAGAUCUCUGCUUCCUUUGCGCCUUUCGCUAUGCCCUCAGACCACCACCUGCCCAUCGGACUCCAGUAGCCCUACGACGAGCUUACCAGUCAUCCGCAACUUCUCGUCACCCCGGCGUUGCAGCUGCCCUCCGCGUCGAAGAUGAGGACGAUACUUCCUCUUCCCAUCGAGGAGAGUUACUUGGCUGGCGGUGUCAAUGCAAGCAUGUUAACAAACCCAGGAGAACCGACUGUACAGUAUGUACAACUCCACGGCCACAGAGACCACCGCUUGUUUACGAAGCAGACAACCCACCUCCUCCGCUGCCACCUCCUGUUGCCCCAUGGCCCACGCCACAAAGUAAACCCCUCCCCGGAUUAGACGGCAGGAGUCCGCCUCACUCCUCCCUCGCUUCGAUUGAUCAGUCGCCUGCCCGAUCCAGUCCAUCGGUCUCGGAAAAUGUUCUCGGGAUACUAGGAAGCGCACCCGAUCGAGGUAAUCGGCCCUUUGCGGAGAGAUUUGGGAAUAAUCAGAGUGGGAGGCGAGGAAGAUUUCAACAGUCUGAUGCUGCUUGGCCGGAAUCGCGAUUCAGUCGUAGGCCUCCAGUCGAGUCCAGGUAUAGGCAACAGAAUUCGUCUGAGUCGCGAGAUCCGGUUUCCAGAGAUCUGCCUUUCCCGGUUCGACGUGUGACCCCGCAAACUGAGGCACAUGUGAACCCUGGACGCUACCCUCCCCAGCGAGGAAGCAGGGAUGAAUCUUUUCCCCUCGCGUCCGAGAGACCCCCUCGUUUCAGAGAGCUGCAGAACAGGCCAGGUAGAGAUCCUGCUUUUGCCGGGCAGUCCCGCGUUGAAGGCUUCUCAGAACGUACUGGCAUUAGCCGGCCGCCGAUUUCUACUCAGCCCUUGCAGCAACCCGAGCUUGCCAGUAAGAGGUCAACAAAUCUUCAAUGGACCCCCAUGGGUGGUAGUGCCCCCAGAGAGAGGGAACUACGAGAUCGAGCCGCUAGGGAUGAAUCACGGGUCAAUUACCCACAUUCACGGAACGAUGAUCGUGUUGGUCAGAAUGAUCGAUAUGGUUUCGAAAAUCGCAGAACUUCUCAACGAGGCUCUGGCGAAUCUUGGUCUACCAGAGCCAGAACCGGGUCUCGAUAUGAACCUCGUGUUUUGUCAACCCCUGGCGUGGAAGCGGUUGAAGAGCCCGACCUCUCUGCCGAGUUUGAUGUGAAUAGCGUGGAGGUAGACAGCAGCGAUUACGACAACCUCAGUCAAAGUGCGCGUAGACGUGCCAUGGAAAAAGCCGCGAACCGCCGAAGUCGUGUUUACGAAAUCGAAGAAGCUGAGGAGCCCAUGCCAUCCUUCCGCAAUUCUUCCGUUCGAGGCCCAGAGAGCAGAGACCGAAGGAGCAGAAUAUCCCGCACGAUUGAUGACGAUGACGAUGACGAUGUUUACACGCCCAAAGCACUUCGUGUUUCGAAGAGCUCUCAAAAGAAAUCUUCUUGGGGCAAUAACCACGAGUCUGAGGCCUUUUCCCAGGGUGGAGUUCAGUCACGCAGCCGGCAACGGGUCAGCAACAAAGUCAAGGCUCAAAAGGGAGCUGCAUCACAUAGCGUGGUUCGUCCCGAAGUUCACUUACCCGAAUUUAUCAGUGUCGAAAAGUUAGCCCAGGCCUUGAAAGUCAGACUCGAUCCAUUCAUUGCUCAGCUAGAAGAGGAAGGAUUUGAGGGUGCAAGGUAUGAUCACAUCCUCGAUGCUAGCACUUCCGCCAUGUUUGCAGAUCUCUAUGGUUUCGAACCCAUCAUACACACUACCGAGGAUGGAAAAGAUCUUGUAGCGCGGCCCCUGCCAGAGGACAUGUCUGUCUUGCCGCCUCGACCUCCCAUUGUUACAAUCAUGGGACACGUCGACCACGGGAAAACCACCAUUCUUGAUUACCUGAGGAAAUCCAGUGUAGUUGAUUCUGAGCACGGCGGUAUCACCCAACAUAUUGGUGCUUUUUCGGUCACAAUGCCUGGGUCAGAACGGAACAUUACUUUCUUGGAUACGCCAGGACAUGCUGCUUUCUUGGACAUGCGUCGAAGAGGCGCCAACGUCACAGAUAUCGUCGUUCUAGUCGUGGCUGCGGAUGAUGGGGUGAUGCCUCAAACCAUUGAAGCUAUCAACCAUGCCAAGGAAGCCGGUGUGCAGAUCAUCGUUGCCAUAAACAAGGUUGACAAAGAAGAUGCCGAUAUUGAACGAGUCAAAGGAGAUCUCUCCCGACAUGGAAUUGUGGUCGAGUCUUACGGUGGCGAGUAUCAAUCAAUCCCGGUGAGUGGAAAGACUGGCCAGGGAAUGGCUGAUCUCGAGGAAGCCAUUACUUUGCUUGCAGACGUAAACGACUUUCGAGCCGAAAUUGAUGGGCCUGUUGAGGGCUGGAUCAUUGAGAGUAAGGUGACGGCUGCUGGUCGCGUUGCUACAGUACUUGUGCGUCGUGGCACUUUGAGACCAGGUAAUUUUAUCGUGGCUGGUAACACAUGGGCUCGCGUUCGCACGCUGAAGAAUGACUCUGGUCAAUAUAUUGAAGAAGCUCCCCCUGGAACUCCUGUCCAGGUCGAUGGGUGGCGAGGCACAGAUCCUGAUGCUGGAAUGGAAGUCUUGCAAGCCGAUAAUGAGCAUCACGCCAAAGAAGUAGUCGACCUCCGCAUUGAGAAAACUGAAGCUAUGCAAGCCACGACAGAGGUGGCAUCGCUGAAUCUUGCACGGACUGAAGAAGCAGAAGCCCGAGCCAAAGUUUUGGAAUGGGAGAAAGAGCAAGGCUAUCACCAACUCGGAUACAAGGCGAGACCUCAGGACAAUGAGGGGUGGGUAGAGAAAGCAUCUGCUGGUCCCCAACGAGUGCACUUCGUCAUCAAAGCUGACGUUGCUGGGAGUACGGAAGCUCUGGUUCAUGCUGUAAGCGCGAUAGGCAACAGUGAAAUCAUGGCGAACAUCGUCCAUAGCGGUGUCGGUGAGCUUACGGAAUCCGACAUCAAAAUGCUUGCAGCCACGGGCGAAGGUGGUUAUGCCAUCUCCUUCAACCAAUCAGUCGACAACUCAAUCAGACGACUGGCCGAGGUAGCUGGACUUCCAAUUUUGGACCAUAACAUCAUUUACAAAGUCACGGAUGAUGUCACGGAAAAGCUUUCGGCUGCGCUACCACCGAUCGUCAGCCAUCGUGUGCUUGGAGAGGCUGAAAUCGGACAGUUGUUUGAUUUCACAGUCAAGAAAAGGGUGAUAAAGAUUGCUGGAUGCAAAGUGACCAAUGGAACCAUCAGCCGGGCCCAAGCUGUGCGAGUUCUGCGGCAUGGUGAAGUCAUCUAUACUGGUAUGCUUGAAUCGCUGAAACACAUCAAGAAGGAUGUUACGGAAAUGCGCAAGGGGACCGAAUGUGGAAUGGCAUUUGAACACUGGGAAGAUUUCCAAGAAGGCGACCAGGUCCAAUGCUUCGAGGAGAUCAAAGAGAAGCGGACCUUGUGA
This is a messenger RNA of Exophiala bonariae, 3510 nucleotides long. RefSeq lists its product as uncharacterized. Gene Ontology annotation, biological process: translational initiation. Bases 1 to 3510 code for a protein of 1169 amino acids. Gene Ontology annotation, cellular component: cytoplasm. The transcript has 3 exons. The record is from RefSeq and is a predicted model, not a curated record. Gene Ontology annotation, molecular function: GTP binding; translation initiation factor activity; GTPase activity. NCBI's taxonomy places the organism in Eukaryota, Fungi, Ascomycota, Eurotiomycetes, Chaetothyriales, Herpotrichiellaceae.